Messenger RNA from Pantherophis guttatus, 4464 nucleotides. RefSeq names its product splicing factor 3b subunit 3 (gene SF3B3). Gene Ontology annotation, molecular function: nucleic acid binding; protein binding. NCBI's taxonomy places the organism in Eukaryota, Metazoa, Chordata, Lepidosauria, Squamata, Colubridae. Gene Ontology annotation, cellular component: nucleus. The record is from RefSeq and is a predicted model, not a curated record.
GUCCUGUCCCUGGGAGGGCGGCUGCGCCUCUGGCCCUGGCGCGGGAUGAGCGUCUGCAUUGUGUCCCCGACUGCGCGGGUCUCUGUCCCUUCUCGGGCCUGGUCCGUUAAGGCGCCGCCGCCGCCGCGUUUCCUGCCCUUCAUCUCGCCUGCGGCUUAAAGGGCGUUGGGCCUUUUUCUGCCCCCAAGCGCGGCCUCUUCCCUUUGCUAAUUGAGUUGCAAGAACCGGAGAAGAAUUACUGGCUUGGCCAAUGUCCUACGAAGCCCCCGAUGCUUACGGGAUUCGUUGUUUCCCUCUCUUUCUAGCUGGUGGGCUGAAGGGAAACGACGUCAACCGGCGCCAUGUUCCUGUACAACUUAACUCUUCAACGGGCCACUGGCAUCAGCUAUGCCAUCCACGGGAAUUUUUCAGGUACUAAACAGCAAGAAAUUGUUGUUUCCCGAGGAAAAAUCUUGGAAUUGCUUCGUCCUGAUCCAAACACUGGAAAGGUUCAUACCUUGUUGACGGUAGAAGUUUUUGGCAUCAUUCGCUCCCUCAUGGCCUUCAGAUUAACUGGUGGGACCAAGGACUACAUUGUGGUGGGCAGUGAUUCAGGCCGCAUCGUCAUCCUGGAAUACCAGCCUUCUAAAAAUGUGUUUGAGAAAAUUCAUCAGGAAACCUUUGGCAAGAGCGGCUGCCGCAGAAUUGUUCCUGGACAGUACUUGGCUGUGGAUCCUAAAGGGCGGGCUGUCAUGAUCAGUGCCAUUGAGAAGCAGAAACUUGUGUACAUUCUGAACAGAGACGCAGCUGCUCGGCUCACCAUUUCUUCUCCAUUGGAAGCCCACAAGGCCAACACCUUGGUUUAUCAUGUGGUUGGAGUCGACGUUGGGUUUGAAAAUCCCAUGUUUGCUUGCCUGGAAAUGGAUUAUGAGGAAGCUGACAAUGAUCCCACUGGGGAAGCUGCAGCAAACACCCAGCAGACAUUGACAUUUUAUGAGUUAGAUUUAGGUUUGAACCACGUGGUCAGGAAAUACAGCGAACCGUUGGAAGAACACGGCAAUUUUCUAAUAACAGUUCCUGGAGGCUCCGAUGGUCCAAGUGGGGUACUGAUUUGCUCUGAAAACUACAUUACCUACAAAAACUUUGGUGACCAGCCAGAUAUUCGAUGUCCAAUUCCCAGGAGGAGGAAUGACUUGGAUGACCCUGAAAGAGGCAUGAUCUUUGUCUGCUCUGCUACCCACAAGACCAAGUCUAUGUUUUUUUUCUUAGCUCAAACAGAGCAGGGUGAUAUUUUUAAAAUCACCUUGGAGACUGAUGAGGAUAUGGUCACAGAAAUUCGGCUGAAGUAUUUUGACACUGUUCCUGUGGCUGCAGCCAUGUGUGUGCUGAAAACGGGCUUUCUUUUUGUGGCUUCUGAGUUUGGAAACCACUACCUCUACCAGAUUGCCCAUCUUGGAGAUGAUGACGAUGAGCCUGAGUUCUCCUCUGCAAUGCCUCUGGAGGAGGGGGACACCUUCUUCUUCCAGCCCCGGCCUCUUAAAAACCUGGUAUUGGUGGAUGAGCUGGACAGUCUCUCUCCGAUUUUGUCUUGCCAGAUUGCUGAUCUUGCAAACGAAGAUACCCCUCAGCUGUAUGUGGCAUGCGGAAGGGGGCCUCGUUCUUCUCUGAGGGUCCUAAGACAUGGCCUUGAGGUGUCUGAAAUGGCAGUCUCGGAGUUGCCCGGUAAUCCUAAUGCCGUGUGGACAGUGAGGAGACACAUUGAAGAUGAAUUUGAUGCUUACAUCAUUGUAUCUUUCGUCAAUGCCACCCUAGUCCUGUCUAUUGGAGAAACUGUGGAGGAAGUGACUGACUCAGGGUUCCUUGGUACCACACCCACCUUGUCCUGCUCACUGCUGGGAGAUGAUGCCUUGGUGCAGGUUUAUCCUGAUGGUAUCAGGCACAUAAGAGCAGAUAAACGAGUUAAUGAAUGGAAAACACCUGGGAAAAAAACCAUUGUCAAAUGCGCCGUGAAUCAGAGACAAGUGGUGAUCGCACUGACUGGAGGAGAGCUGGUUUACUUCGAGAUGGAUCCAUCUGGGCAGCUGAAUGAAUACACAGAAAGGAAGGAGAUGUCAGCCGAUGUUGUGUGCAUGAGUUUGGCGAACGUUCCACCUGGAGAGCAGCGCUCUCGUUUCCUUGCAGUUGGGCUCGUAGACAACACUGUACGGAUCAUUUCCCUUGAUCCCUCAGACUGUCUGCAGCCUCUGAGCAUGCAGGCUCUCCCUGCACAGCCAGAAUCCUUGUGCAUCGUGGAAAUGGGUGGCGCUGAGAAGCAAGAUGAGCUGGGAGAACGGAGCUCCAUUGGGUUUUUGUACCUGAACAUUGGCUUACAGAAUGGGGUGCUCCUCCGAACUGUCCUUGAUCCUGUCACCGGUGAUCUGUCUGACACAAGGACCAGGUACCUUGGGUCUCGCCCUGUGAAGCUGUUCAGAGUCCGGAUGCAAGGCCAGGAAGCGGUGCUGGCGAUGUCCAGCCGCUCUUGGCUGAGCUACUCCUACCAGUCCCGCUUCCACCUCACCCCGCUCUCCUACGAGACCCUGGAGUUUGCCUCUGGCUUCGCCUCAGAGCAGUGCCCGGAGGGGAUUGUCGCCAUUUCCACCAACACCCUGAGGAUUUUGGCACUGGAGAAGCUUGGCGCAGUCUUCAACCAAGUUGCCUUCCCGUUACAAUACACGCCCCGCAAGUUUGUGAUCCACCCCGAGAGCAGCAAUCUGAUCAUCAUCGAGACUGACCACAAUGCUUACACUGAGGCGACCAAAGCCCAGCGGAAGCAGCAGAUGGCCGAGGAAAUGGUGGAAGCCGCAGGGGAAGAUGAGAGGGAACUUGCUGCAGAGAUGGCUGCUGCUUUCCUAAAUGAGAACCUUCCGGAGUCCAUUUUUGGGGCUCCCAAAGCAGGAAACGGGCAGUGGGCCUCGGUGGUCAGGGUGAUGAACCCCAUCCAGGGAAACACUUUGGACCUUGUGCAGCUGGAGCAGAACGAGGCCGCCUUCAGUGUGGCCGUGUGCCGCUUUGCCAACACGGGCGAUGACUGGCAUGUCUUGGUGGGCGUGGCCAAAGACCUCAUUCUGAACCCGCGUUCGGUUGCCGGAGGGUUUGUCUACACUUACAAGCUGGUGAAUAAUGGUGAGAAGCUCGAGUUCCUGCACAAGACACCGGUGGAGGAGGUACCCGCAGCUAUUGCCCCCUUCCAAGGGAGGGUGCUGAUUGGUGUGGGGAAGCUCCUGCGAGUCUACGAUUUGGGCAAGAAGAAGCUGCUCCGGAAGUGUGAGAAUAAGCACAUUGCCAACUCCAUCUGUGGGAUUCAGACAGUGGGGCACAGAGUGAUUGUGUCUGAUGUCCAGGAAAGCUUCAUCUGGGUUCGAUACAAGAGAAAUGAAAACCAGCUGAUCAUUUUUGCAGACGACACCCAUCCCCGCUGGGUCACCACUGCCUGCCUCCUGGACUACGACACAGUGGCUGGAGCUGACAAGUUUGGCAACAUCUGUGUGGUGAGGCUGCCACCCAACACGAAUGAUGAGGUCGAUGAGGACCCGACCGGCAACAAGGCUCUGUGGGACAGGGGCCUCCUCAACGGCGCAUCCCAAAAAGCUGAGGUGAUCAUGAACUACCACGUAGGAGAAACCGUGCUGUCUCUGCAGAAGACGACCCUUAUCCCCGGAGGUUCCGAGUCCCUUGUUUAUACAACCUUGUCUGGAGGCAUUGGCAUCCUGGUUCCGUUUACAUCACACGAGGAUCAUGACUUCUUCCAGCAUGUUGAGAUGCACCUCCGCUCUGAGCACCCGCCUCUCUGUGGUCGAGACCACCUCAGCUUCCGCUCCUAUUACUUCCCCGUUAAGAAUGUUAUUGAUGGGGACCUCUGCGAACAGUUCAAUUCCAUGGAGCCCAACAAGCAGAAGAACGUGUCUGAAGAACUGGACCGGACUCCUCCAGAAGUCUCAAAGAAACUAGAGGACAUCCGUACGCGCUAUGCUUUCUGAGCUGAGCUGUUGGAGGACUUGAUACGGACUUAUUUUGAAGAUGUGUUGAAAGAAACUUCCUUGCCUGUCCCCAUUUUGUUUGCCCCUGUUUCUAUCCUGGAGCUCAGUAGGUCAUCGAACCCUCCAAGGGAUAAUGCCCCAUAAGCCCCAUAAGCCCAUUUCAGCGGAACUGCGAUGCCACAACCCCCACCCCAAAUCCCGGCCAGUGGGUAGCUUCACCAAUGAGCUGACCUGAUUGGUCUCAUCCAUUCUGAGUAAGAAGGAAAGCCUCGGGGAGUGAUGGGGGCUUGAAGCUACAACUGUUUUCCCUCCUAAUCAGAAUUUUGGAAAAAUUGUCUACUUGGUCACCCUACUGUUUCUAUUGUUUUUAACUUUUAUGUUGUAAAUAGUUUUGCAUCAAAUUAGUAUUUUGCUCGUUGGAGAGAUGGUGGUUACAAUCUUAAAGAAUUAAAAAAAAUACUGAGCUUGC